Messenger RNA from Morone saxatilis (striped sea-bass), 6453 nucleotides. It is a transcript of the gene wtip, whose product is annotated as WT1 interacting protein. Gene Ontology annotation, biological process: positive regulation of miRNA-mediated gene silencing; cytoskeleton organization; response to hypoxia. NCBI's taxonomy places the organism in Eukaryota, Metazoa, Chordata, Actinopteri, Moronidae. Gene Ontology annotation, cellular component: transcription regulator complex; nucleus; adherens junction. The transcript has 8 exons. The coding region runs from base 666 to 2804 and encodes 712 amino acids. Gene Ontology annotation, molecular function: transcription corepressor activity. The record is from RefSeq and is a predicted model, not a curated record.
CUUUGUGUGAUAUUUUAGUCUGCCAGGGAUGAAUGCAGACGUCCCCUUCUCUAAACUAUUCUCUUUUCAGAGCCGGCAGCCCCUUGCUGAGUUGGUCGCAAUCAUUGUUUCUCUGCAGCAUUAACCACAUUCCACAGAGGCGCAGCGCAUCCUGUCUUCAUCCCCGCAUUCCUUUUACGCAAACGAGUCCCUUGUGUAAAACGGUAUUUUAUUUAGGUUUCAGCACGCUGGGUGAGCUCAGACUUAUAUACAACGGAUAUUUGUGGCGUAUCAGAUUAUCCAGCCUACUUUAAUUUCUGCCACAGUGGCCGUGAGCGAAACUAGAGGAAAAACCAACAAGGGGAAAUUCCUCCGCGCAGCGCGCCAUUGACUGUAAAGACCUUUCAACUUAACAAAAACUGAAGUUGACAAACGUAUCCCUGUCGGCUGAAACUGUGAGAAAGAGUUUGUUUUUUCGGCGAAGGGGGCGAAGCAGGAGAAGACGAUGCGGCACACGGUGGAGCUUUCUGAGUACGUCGGUGGUUUUGUGUAAACGAGCGACGGCUGUACCGCGGCGUUUUGUUUUGAUUUCCAUGUGAAAUGCAAUUAGUGCUCCGCGGUGCUCGCUAGUUUGGCUCGCGGAGCGGAGCACACUCUGAACUUGUUUCUCGCCUCGGGAACACAACAUGGAGCACUAUCAGGAAGACUUGGGACUCCGGGCCAGUAAACUGAUGGAGGACCUUUCCCUGUACGAUGCGUACAAAGACGGGAUGUACAACGCGAGGAGAGACUUGGUGAUUAACCCCGAUUUGGACUUUUCGGCUCCGGCGGUAGCGGAGCAUAAAAGUAAGCCAAUGAAUGGUACCUCUGUGCUUCACCAGCAGCAUCACACAGUGGAGAAUUUCACGUCUGGGAAUAAAGUGUACAACGCGGCUCCGGUGCGCCCCGUGAACUGCAACCGGACCGUUCCUGUGGAUUUCUGUGCUCCUCAAAGAGACGCGGUUUAUAGUGAGGAGGGCUGCUGCACCAAAUCCGAGGUGGCUCUGCCGUGCUACACCGGCGCUUCCGAGAGGCACAGGAGGUACUCUCUGGAGGUGCAGGGCCACAGGUACAGCACCGGCUCCACCUUCGACGGCGUGCCUCUCAACAAACCGGUGGCUCUGCCCGGCAACAGGUGCAACAGUGUCUGCAUCACCAGCAGCCACGACGGGAGGUACAACGCCACCAGCCCCCGGUCCAGCCUCGCGUCCUCCCUGUCCUCCCAGGAGCAGAGCAAGCAUGCCAGCCCGAGGUCGAGCAUCAGCAGCCCGCGAACUAGUUUGGUGGUACCGGGUCAGGACAGGUACACGAGCCCCAGGUCUAGUUUAGUUCACUGCGAGGGCAACAGUGUCCUCAGCCCCAGAUCCAGCUAUGCAAGCACGGCCAGCGACACGAGUAAACACUCCAGCCCCCGGGCCAGCCUCAACAGCUGUGACUGCUGCAGUAAGCCCAGCAGCAACCGCACCAGCGGCAUCAGCAUGGGCUACGACCAGAGGCACGCCAGCCCCAGGUCGAGCACGGCGAGCCAGUACUCCUUCACCACCAGCCCGAGGUCCAGUUACUCGGACUCACGGUACGGGCCCGUGGUCAACCAUGACCUGGAGGGGGCGAUUCUGCACGCAGCGCCGCUGGCGAGUCCUCGGUCGAGCAUCUGCAGCCAGGACGGGAGCGCAAGACCGGGGACCACGGCCAACUGCGUGGUCAGUCCCCGGUCCAGCAUCUCCAGUCACAGCUCCAGAAGCUCCCGCAGCUCUAGGGGGUCUAUGAGCACCUACCCGGACCUGCAGCUGCCCUCGCCCAGGUCGUCGAUGCUGGGCAGCAGUUUACACGAGGACACGCUGCUGCAGGAGUUCGGAGACUCCAACGGGAUCCAGAGUCGCAUCCAUCUCCAGGGACUCUCGGCGGUGCCAGAGCCCCAGCAGCAGUCAGCCCAGACGGGAGGGACUGCGGAGAUGACCGCGGGGUCGCCAUCAUCAUUUAGUUAUGGGGUGUCUUCGAAAGCGGCUUCCUCGGGCCAGAGGUUCAAGCUGCCUUACCAGGUGACCCCCAGCCGAGAGAACGGGCCAAGCCAGGCGGAGAGACGGCUGGAGGCGCUCACCUUGGAGCUGGAAAAGGAGUUAGAGAUGCACAUGAAAAAGGAAUACUUUGGUAUCUGCGUCAAAUGUGGGAAGGGUGUAUAUGGAGCCAGCCAAGCCUGCCAGGCCAUGGGCAACCUUUAUCACACAAACUGCUUCACCUGCUGCUCCUGUGGGCGGAGGCUGCGAGGGAAAGCGUUCUACAACGUCAACGGGAAGGUAUAUUGUGAGGAGGAUUUCCUGUACUCUGGUUUCCAGCAGACAGCUGAGAAGUGCUUUGUGUGUGGGCACCUCAUCAUGGAGAUGAUCCUCCAGGCGCUAGGCAAGUCAUACCAUCCUGGCUGUUUCCGCUGCGUGGUGUGUAAAGAGGGUCUAGAUGGAGUGCCUUUCACUGUGGACGUUGGGAACAACAUCUACUGUGUCAAAGACUACCACACGGUUUUUGCUCCCAAGUGUGCCUCUUGCAACCAGCCCAUCCUUCCAGCCCAGGGCUCUGAGGAAACUAUCCGGGUAGUUUCCAUGGACAAGGACUACCAUGUGGAGUGUUACCACUGUGAGGACUGUGGUCUCCAGCUAAACGACGAAGAGGGCCACCGCUGUUAUCCACUGGAAGGCCACCUGCUCUGCCACAGCUGCCACAUCCACCGGCUCCAGUCACAGGUCCCUGCCCACCUGCCCCCCACCUACCCCCUCCACGUCACAGAGCUGUGAGGUGGGAGUAGGGUGGACAGCAACCAAGCCCCGCCUCCCGGGUGAUCCGAGACACCAGCAGCAGGAAAAAAAAAAAGAAAAGGCCCCGGCCCCCUAAAGCAGUUUCAGGGAAGCCCUUCAUCGACUUCCUCUGUCCUCAACUGGACGGCCGGGCUGUGGACCAACACACACAGUGCAGCUCCUACCACAAGCCCUGCUGUCACAUGACAGGGCUGGGAAAAAGACUCCCCCUCCUCCUCCAUCUGUGGUCCCCCCUUCCCCUGGGGUGCCUAAACCCUGAAAGCCAACACGCCGGCUCACCCAGAGGCCCCCGGUGACGUCACACCUCCUGACCCCUGCACAUUCAUCAAAGAGAGAGCUUUUAGAUUGGAGCACGCAAACUCGUCUCUCUCCUUACUUCCCGCUCUUCCUUUCCAUGUUUUUCAUUCUUGAGCUCUGACUGAAGCGGUUUACCGCAGCGGAUUCACCGGUGCUGUCACGUCUACAGAGUGCUGCCGAUGUCGGUGUCGGGGAGGCCAGGGAACGAGCCACUACAUUCCGGUGCUGGCUGGACCGGACAGACCCCAGGGUGGGCGUGCUGUGCCUUCAGAGCGGGCUCUCUCCGUGCAGCUUCUAACACUAAAAUGGAGUCCUGCUAAAGGCUAUGCAAAGGACACCCAGCAUCACGACACAGGGCUGUGAGGAAAAACUAUGAACUCAUCGCUCCUGACCCUGACCCUGCACCGCCCCGAAAUAACAGAUGCACCGUAGCACCACAAGCCCAGAGAACUGACUGACAUUCCACUUAGAAGUCUUAGAAGAGACCUUGAGAGAUUCACAAGCAGUGUCUUAAUUAAUGAUUAUAUUAUGACAGAAAAAGAAAAUUUUAGAUGCACAUAGAUUGUCUUUUAUAUAUGAAUAUAUAUUUUGCAGAUGUUUUCCACAUAAGAACAUAGAUGUAGAUUUUGUUUUUCUGUUGCUGCGCUCGCGAUAGAUUCAGAGGUGAAACAUGCUGUCUGUCACGCAGUCAGAAGCUUCUGAAGAUUUUGGGUCUGUUGUAUCAUUUCUGUUUGAGGACACAGAGCCUCUUCAUGUCUGUCAGUGGGUCCCAGAUCCACAGGCUUUGUAGGAGCAGACCUGGCUCAAAUAGAAAUUGCCUUCAGUUUUAUUCCACUCUGAGUACCAAAUUUGUCGUGUCUAAAUCAAGUUUUUGGCAACAAAUGUGUUCCUUGUAGACUGCAUGUAGACUGUAGACAGCUGUAACACACUCUACAAGUCAGACAUUUCUGCAUACCUUAAAUUUCACCGUCUGGUUAAACCUGAGGCAGUUUGUUACUAAAGUUACGAGUUACUAUUUAGCUGAACUGGUCAACCUCUCCAGUACAUUCAUUCAUUCAUUCAUUCAUUCAUUCAAUAAAGUUCUUUGUAACCCAGGUCCUACAAAACGUAACCAUGUAUGCAUGUACCUUAGCACUGAGACUUUUUCUGACCUUCGCUCUAAGUUGCGCCUAUUUUUACCAAGUUAACACACGGAGCUGUAAGAUUAGGAUUUAAGCUUAAUCUUCAAAGCUGAGAGCUUAGCUAGAAAUUGGUCUUUAAAUGCUAAGAUUUAGGACCCUUGGUAGAACACUAAAAGACUCAGCAGUCAUCAUAGAAAUCAAAAGCGAACUGUAAAGAUUAGAAGUAAUAUAAAGCUCUGUCGUAAUAAAAAAAAAUAACGAAAGAACUCUGAUUGGAAAAGAUUUGUCCAAACAUCAUUAUGUAACAAAUUAUAUAAAGUGUUAGUUGUGUGCACCAGGAGCCUCAACGGAGAUCAAAAUCAGGACUAAAAAUCAUUAAUGAACAUAUAUCUAUUCCUUAUUUAUACUACCAAAAGUCAUUUUCUGUCACGGACACUGUAAAUGUGGCAUCUGGCCCGUCUGGUACUCAAAGAAGGAAUCAAAACAAUUUGAGUGAUACCUUUUGCACCAGGUCUGUUCAGGACACUGUUUCCUGGUAUGUUUUCCCAGACACUGGUUUUUGUCAUAUGAGCACUGAGAACACAGUGCGUUACUACGAGGAACCUCCACUUGUCCACAUGCCUUAAGACAGAACAGGUAUGUUUGUGUGUCUCACAGUCUGCUGUUGUGUUUUGGGAGGACGUCCCUGAGAACCCGGAGCUGCUGGUCCCACCCGCGCUUUUUAGAGGAGUCCCCCUCCCCACAUUUCCCUUGCUGGUUGUGUGCGUCUGUGUAUGUGUGUGUGUGUCUGUGUAUGUAUGUGUGUGUGUGGGCAGGCACUUGCAUGUAUGUGUUGCAGUGGGUCCUGCGUGUGUGUGUAUAUAUACCAAACAAAAACUGCAUAAAACUCUGAGCUAUGGGGGUGCUGGAAAAAUGGUCUCACCCCUCCCCACUUAGUUACGGUCACUGAUGAAUUUUUUUUCAGAUUGGCACUCAAUAGGUCCUUCCCCUGUAAGAUGUUUUAGGGAACUUCUGUUUUUGAGGAAAACUCAGCUCACUCUUGCACCGAGCAAAAAUCUGAGCUGCUGCACAUUUAUGCAUUAAACCCCAACUACGUGUGCUUAUUUCAAAUAUGAGCUAAUUGUGUAAAAGUGUUUGUAUGAGUGUGUGAGAGUGUGUAUGUGUGUGUGUGGGCUUGUGCUAGUGGCAGGGCCAUGGCACAAGCACCUCACCGUGUUUGCAGGGCAGCCAGCACAUUGACCCCUGCUCUCUCUGUUGUAACCCAGUGAUGAUUUUGAUGACUGCGUUUGUUCAUCACCUUCUUUCCAGAUGUUUUUGUCUAAUUCUUGGUGUGUGUGUUCGAACGUCUGUCUAGUACUAUGUUGGUAAGGUUUACACACGUUCCAGUAGCUGGUAUAUCAUUCUCUGACUGUGGCAAACUCCAUCCAUCUGGUAUUAGAACAAGAAUAAAACAAUCACCAAGUAUUUUAUGCAAACACUGGCCCAGCUCUUAUUCAUACUGUAUUACUGUACACGCAGGUCUCAAUGAAUACUACUGAAUGUGUCAAAAACGGACUGAAGGCAGGGGUCACCACAGGCAGAAAGUGCUUUCUUAUGUAACCUGAUGUGAUGAGAUUCAUUCGAAUGUAAUAAUGAUUAGUGUUUGUAUAUUUGUAAAAGCAGAAAAGAGAAAGGACUGCAUAUGUGAGACAUUCCCCCCUUGUCAUUUGAUUAACCUCAGCUUUGUACAGGGGUCCUGGUCAAGUAAUGUGUGCCAUGAAUGAGGGUUUUUUUUGUUUACUCUGCACAAUAUCAACCCCCAAGAAAAACUUAACAACAUCAGAGUGUAUCCCCUUUUAAAGAUGUCUUAAUUCACCUGUUUUAAAAGUACUACUUCAGUUUCUAUUGCAUAGCACACAGCUAGUUACCCUGUACAUAAAGAGGCUAGUUUUUUAUUUUAUUUUUUUGUCAAAAAUCACUUGGAAAGAGAGGACUUCUUCUCCUACUGGUAGUUCCAACAAGCACAUCUCGACACCUGUCACACAUCUUUUGUAUCGCUAAGUGUUUUGAUUACCUAGAUGGUUCAUAAAAAAAGGAAACUAGAUCUAUUUAUCUAAACAUGAAAAAAGUCUAAAGUUAUUUAAUGUAUUAAAAAUCGGGACGUAUCAUUUAACUGUAGAUGACAUAAUCUGCUUUUUCAAUAAAGUGGUUUUGUAGCUAACUGCAAAAAA